AUGGACGAAACCAAGCCACCACGACCUUCGAUAAGGAAUUCGUUAUCGCCGAAAAGCUCCUGGACUGGAUCGCUGCAUGAUCUUGCACCGCACGUCGUAAAUAUUGUUGCGACGGAGGCUGCAACUUUUUACGACGUCUUCGGUGUGCUGGGCAUACCGAUGAUCAUUACAUUCGUGGUCUCCGCCGCCUGGACAUUCGUGAUGGCAGCUAUACAAAUCCAUGCAGAUAGCAUCGCCAACACCAUCAUGAACACCACAGAGUUCGACAACGGAGAAUUCUGGCUACUCCCGAAACCUGAAAAGUCCAUUGUCGUGUCUUCGGUGGUCUUGCUGACCAUUUUCGGGAUCGGAUAUACUGCUCUGACGGUCACAAUGAUGUUUUUCUAUCGUGUUGGUGCGCCGAAGGAGAAUUUGAAACUUGAUGACAUUUUAGAAAAUACCACGGCCGAAGUGGCGAACACAAAUGGCGACGAAGGGAAUUUUGCUCAGCGAAUUUUCGUUUGGGUCCGCGAAUUACCAGCAGAUAUCCGAGAGCACUACUUCACUGCGGCGCUUGAUCUUCCCAAACUCGUUUUUCAGACGCUGACGCUGGCAACAUAUCUCCGAAAAGGCUUUCCGAUUGCGAUAAUUUAUUAUUAUUCCGUCUUGUUACUCUGUAAUUGGCUCGCGACGUGUUACCGGAACCAACGCUACGUAGCGGACCCUGAUCUCAUCAUCGCUCGACUUUACUACACCUUUGAUUUAUUCUUUGCAGUGUUUGCUCCACUGGUGGUGUUAAUCUACUACGUCGACACAUUCGAUUUUGAUCGCGCCGCGUUCCAAACGAGAAUCGAAACACUUGGCGUCGGAUCUUUUGACACGGUAGCUCGGAUAUACGGCGAUUCCUCGCAAAUUUCAAGUUUCUGUAGUGCGUUCCACUAUUUGCAAUUCUCUGUGGGGUCAACACUUUUUUACAAGUCUGCGCUGAAUAUUUUAUCGCUGUACAAAUGGCGAAAAAUAAUAACGACAUUGAUUCACAACCAUCACGAGCGACAGGCUGAGCGCAAACGAAGGGCGUCGGUAAAACCGGUGCUGCAAGAAUCCCAGACGGGAGUGAUCAAGGCUUACCUUACGAAAAGACUCUCGGGCACAAUUCCAAAGCCGAAAUUCGGGCAACAUUUCAUUUCUAAGCUAUUUCUAUCGCUUAGUUUUCUGGUGGCGGGGAUUUGCAUGUUCGUAUACUCGAUUGGGGCUGUGCACUCGACGACGGCGCUGUGCAGUAAGUACGACAAGUGCGUUCUUGCAAGUUUUCGAUGGAACUAUGGCGAGAAACAUUGCACUUGUCUGGUGUUUGCUGACCGUCAAAUCGCACCAACGACUUAUGCCGAAUGGACAAACCCCGUUGACACUACGAGUGAUCUGGCUGAACUAGCGACAGCAGGAGAGCUACGUAUCGUCCAGAUUAUCAACCGGGCUGUUCCAGAAUUGCCAGAACAACUAAAGAAUUGCGACCAUUUGGAACAAUUAAUUCUGGCAUACACUAAAACUGAACAUCUUCCAGAAUGGGUAUCAAAGUUCUCUCACCUGGAGUUUUUACAUAUCGAGGGAGACUACACCAGCAAAAGGCUUCAAACUAUGUCUGAUGGGAUUUUUGACACCAUGUCACACCUCGCAUUCCUUCAUUUAGGUGUGCAUCCAGAUCUAGAGCAAUUGCCGUCUUUAUCAUCGCUCAAUAACUUGCGAUACUUGGCAUUGGCAGUCAUGGAUUCUCUCCAAGAAAUACCAAGCUUCCAGGGGCUUUCGGACCUUACAGACCUGCACCUCGAGCACCUACCACGCGUCGCGAUGCUGCCCUCGGUUCAACCUCUCAAGAGUAUGCAACACUUUAUAGUGGCGUCACGAAUCGCAGUUUGCUGCAAUGGGUACUUGACGGAAAACUGUAACAUGACGGAAGGCCAAUGUUUACCGAUAGCAGGGGAGAUGCACCCUCUAACCUGCACGGAUGAACGCAUUUCGGCAGAAGACAAUGCCACCCUGGCAACCUUUGGGGCUGCACCAACCAAGCAUUCGACAGAUGACCUCUGCAAUGGCAUCAAAUACAGAUAUUGCAAGCUUAACGGCGUGGACGGCAUGUGCUUCAAUACUCGAAUGAUGGUCAUCAACUGCUCAACCUCGUCGGGGUAUAUCGCUAUGCGAAGACUGCAAAUUCAACGUAGGGUGGGAGAACCUUGUGAUCCAGUUGAAGAAGCCUGGCUUGGCUGCACAAACUCAUCGUAUAUUUGA
This is a messenger RNA of Phytophthora infestans T30-4, 2262 nucleotides long. RefSeq lists its product as uncharacterized. The coding region runs from base 1 to 2262 and encodes 753 amino acids. The record is from RefSeq and is a predicted model, not a curated record. NCBI's taxonomy places the organism in Eukaryota, Oomycota, Peronosporomycetes, Peronosporales, Peronosporaceae. The transcript is spliced from 5 exons.